This is a messenger RNA of Fusarium falciforme, 2262 nucleotides long. RefSeq names its product Fungal-trans domain-containing protein. The record is from RefSeq and is a predicted model, not a curated record. Gene Ontology annotation, molecular function: zinc ion binding; DNA binding. The transcript is spliced from 4 exons. Lineage: Eukaryota; Fungi; Ascomycota; Sordariomycetes; Hypocreales; Nectriaceae. Gene Ontology annotation, biological process: DNA-templated transcription. The coding region runs from base 1 to 2262 and encodes 753 amino acids.
AUGUUUACAUCUCCAGGUCAAAUGCGAUCGCGUAUACCCAUGCACACACUGCAUCAAGACCAAGGUGCAAUGCAAUUUCCCUUCAGGUCAAAAGCCAAGGGCAAAACGCCAACGCGUUCUGAUAUCCAGCAUCUAGUGAGUCCAUCUGGACGGCUCUCUCUAACUGAGCUGACCACGUCAACAUUCGACAGCGAGAACAAGAUUGACCGCAUCGUCAACAGAAUUGAGGAACUCAACCAAACCAUUCAGCAAUUGAGUCUCAAUCAGUCUGGCCCCAAGUACCAUGGCACUGCACUUAAUCCGCAGACAUCUCAAACAGCCUUCCGUCCGACGCCUGCAGCUUCAGAGCCAACCCCGUCCAACCUCAGCCUUGUCGGUGAAUCCCCUUCGUAUUCUUCCAAGCCAGAGUAUGAGGGCGAGUCUUCACUGUUUGCUCACGCCGUCUUUGCGACAAAGUUCCUCCAAAACUCGGUCAGAAACAACUCGUCGUCCGAAGUUGCGCUCGAGAUGGCUUCGGUUCUCAACGCCCUCAGGGGUGUCAUAGACGCCCAGAAGCAGGAGUCUGAUACUGUCGAGAACCUUUAUCCAAAUGCUUUGCCGCUUCCUCCAGGGACUAGUCUUCGUAAACUUCCCAUGCCUUCCACCGAAAAGGCGAUGGCGUGUCUCCGGAUGGCUCAAGGUAGGUUUGUGCUAAACAACAAGUCCCAGACAACUGACACUUCCAAAGAUAGUCCCCUGAUCCAAAUCCUCUGGCUCAUGGAUCUUCAAACGAUACCCGAGUUCACCACUCGUUUCAUCAAAGUAUGCACUCCAGGGCCGGUCACAGAGGCAGAUCUCAUCAUCUUCUACCUGGGUCUGUAUUGGCUCUUUUGCGAGUGCACCAAUGUAGUGGAAGAUGAGAGCCUCAAGAAAGAAUACACUGAGCAGUCCAUCAUAUGCCGAGAUAGUCUCGAGACAGUUCUCUCUAGGCUUCCAUUUCAUAUGCCUGCAACGCUAGAGCACGUAUUAGCCUUGUGCAUGGCGUCAUUGUACUGCCUCCAAAGGUGUAAACCAUCAGCGGCAUGGAAUUUCAUCUGCGCAGCCUCUAACCUCAGCCAGUCCCUCGGUCUUCAUAGUAGCGUCAUGCUGGACCAAGAAACGACAGAGUCAAAGAACCAAAAGACCCGGCUCUUCUGGUGCAUCUAUACGACCGAGAAGAUGCUGGCCCUCCGCAUUGGCCGCUCCUCCACCAUCCGAGAAAACGACAUUACCGUCCCGAGUUUGACCCCUGAGGUGUUGAACGACCCCUUCUUCAACCACAGUUUCUUCAGCCAGGCCUUUCCCGUCUGGAUCGGAAUGUCAACCCUACAAGGUCGGGUUUACGAUGAGAUUUAUAGCCCGGCUUCUCUUGCACAGCCGGCAAGCGUUCGCACCGCACGAGCGAGAGCCUUGGCCGACGAGACCAAAAGGUUGAUGGCGGUUGAAGACGACCUACAAAUCAAAUGUGAAGAUCAAGUAUCACGUAAACUUGGCAAUGUCUUGAGCCAGCUUUGCUUUCGCAGCGAGCGGGUUACUAGUCUCUCAAUGCUCACCCUUAUCUACCGCAGCAUCCCCCCUGAUAAGCCCGGUGCUUCGGUGUUUUGCGACGAAUGCAUCGCCACAGCCAGACAAGCAGUCAAGGAGCACGAGAAGAGUGUUGAAAUCUUUACCAGCACGGAGAACCAGUCAAACUAUUUCUUGCUAUAUGUCAACUGGACACUUCUCCAAUCCCCCUUCAUCCCCUUCAUCGUCUUGUUCUGUCACAUGAUAGAGACGUCUGAUCCAUCCGAUCUGCCCUGUCUGCGAGACCUAGUCCACACACUUGAGACGGUGACAGAACCAUCUCAGUAUUCCAUGUGCCAGAAGCAGCUGAGCAUAUUCAAAGCUCUCUACGACGUCGCAGUCAAAUAUUUCAACAUCAGAGCCGCUGCGACACCAGAGGCCAUGCUUGAUACGAGAGGAACAGGGUCAGCCGGUUAUUGCACGCCAAACCCAAAAUUGCCGUCAUCCGUACCACAGAUGGGGGCAAGCAAUCAGAAUGUGGCAAGUUUAUCAGGUAUGCUGCCUUUUUCAAGCAGUGGACAGCCUGUUGAUAUGGCGCAAGGUCAAAUGCCCAUGUAUGAGUCAAGGACCAACCAGUUUGAGCCGGGAGAGUUCGACAUGGGGAUAGAUCAAUCCAGUGCAGAGUUGGCGACGUGGUUCUAUGCCAACCACCACAUGAUGAGGAUGCUAGAGGAUACAUAA